Molecule: messenger RNA, 4234 nt
Organism: Bactrocera oleae (olive fruit fly)
Lineage: Eukaryota; Metazoa; Arthropoda; Insecta; Diptera; Tephritidae
Product: dnaJ homolog dnj-5
Source: RefSeq, a predicted model, not a curated record
AUUUACAAUGUUUAGUUCAUAUAUUAUCUUUAUAUUGCUAAACGCACUUACAAAUAUUUUUUUGAGAACUCAUAUCAUAUCUCUUAUAGCGUUAACAAAUCCAGAGGACGGAAAUUCUAGUGAAAAUCAAGAGGACAUAAUUAUCAUGAUAUACGUUCUCUGAUAUACGUUCUCUGCUUGAAACCACAGCUAUGUUUACUUACAACUUACUUUUGACAUUUUCCUUACUCUAUAUGACAGUCCGUGGAUAUAUCAAUUCCAAUUGGUAAAAAGUUAAGAAGUUUCAGUUGGUACAACAAUAAAACUUUGUCGUAGUAUAAUAUAUGUAUAUAAAACCGUUCUAUUCUGUGUAUACAAAUUUUUCCGUAGUAAUUGUGACUUUGGAAAAAUAAUUUACACAUAUACCUAAACUCGUAAUAUUGUGCAACAAAUAGAAGUGUUUUUAAAUGCACGCAAAAUCAUCAAAUAAGCGGUGUACAAUAUUUUGUGAAGUCUGAAAUGUCUACACACGACGGAUCCUAUAACGAGGAGGCAUACUGUUCUGUGGCAACUAAUGUUGGUGUGGAGGUGACGUCGCAAUUGUUAGCACAACGUAUGAACCAAGCAGUAGCUCCACCACAAACACUUUUAAUGGGACCCCCAUAUAUAUCACCUCCCUCACAAUCGCAGCAACAGCAGCAUCAAUUACAACACUAUAAUGAAUAUUAUUAUAAUUUGUAUUCUUCACAACCUGGGCAACCGGAAACUUAUUCAGUGCUUCCAGUUGGUCAUGGAAACUUCUUAAAAGUGUAUCACUGCCAAGAAAAUGCAGCUAAUGCAGCGUUAACCAACGAAGCCAAUGCUUUAUAUCACGGAAAGUUGCCACAGCGUGCUGCGCAUUCGCAAUAUCAACAGCAGUCUCAGCCUUCGCAAUAUCAACUGCCUCAACCAGCGUUCCAUAUACAUCAACCGCAAGCGCAGCCCCCAACUCCCCAAUACUUUAAUAGCUAUGAGCUUUUUUCAAGCAAUACCUUAAUGCCUACACCAGACAACCAGCCCACUCUGAAUCAAACCGAUUUUAAAGCUGGAACAUUUCAAGUUACGCAACACACACCAAUUUUUAUGGUGAAUAAUCACGAGGAACCAAUUUGUCAGCAAGGUGUUAAUACGGCAUCUACGAAUAUGAUAAUUAACAACCUUGUACAUAAUUGGUCACCGAAAGUAACUGGUGCACCCAUUCAACAACUUCCAAUGCAAUCACAAAAUGUAUUGAAUUCAGAGACAUGUAGCACUGCCAUAGAACCAGAAAUAACAAGUGUUGCGAGUGAUCAAAUUAUGUCCAACGAUUCUGAUGUAGUUGAAGCGUCAAUACAAUUUUCAAUUUCUUCAACCGCUAUUCAACCGCAAUCAACGCCAGUAUCGACAGUUGUUCCAGAGCCGCCGACAGACACUUUGGAUAAUGAAAACCUAUACAAUUCCAAAGAAGCUCUCACACCGACAUCAACUAAAUCCGUUUCAAUGUCACCAACUAACCUAAAUGCUACUGAGGUGAAGAAGCGAAUUGUUGCCGAAGUAAAACCGAUGCGAAUGUCCUAUUCAGAUGUUCUAAGCAAAGUAAAUACCCAGAAAUCUGAUACAAUACAGUUACACCACAAUUAUAGGCAAACACAAGCCGGGAAAAGCGGAAAACCGAUGACUUUCGAACGGAAAGGUGGAGAUAUGAAGAUCAGUAUGGAUAACGUGGGGUUAACUCGAAGGCAAAUAAGUUUUGAAGAUGAAGCAGGAGGGCGCUCAAUUAAAAAAUCUCCUACGCAUGAAAACAAAGAAAAUGUACAGCAAUUUCAAAAUGGUAAUGUAUCUAAAAACACUAAGCGGGUAAAUCAAAGCAGCAUUACUGUAAGCGCCAAUUCGAUAUCGAACAAUAUCAGUAGCAAUAAUAAUAAUCAAAGCAAGGUUGGACAAAAGGGGAACCAGAGGAUAAACAUCUCAGAAACAAGCACAACUCCUAAUGGUUUUAAUAAAAGCAGCAACAACAUAAAUAACAAAAAGCGCCCAAAUCAUCGACGCAACGAAAUGGAAAUCAAUAAAAUGGAGAUAAAUAGUAAUAAGAAUCUAAAAUCGAAUUCCUUUAAUGGUGACAAAGACUUCAAUGUUUAUUACAAUGUUACGGCAAACAACAAUGAAGGUGGAGAUCGUGCUUCUAGGUCAAAUAAUAAUGGUUUCGUUACCGGAUCAAAUAACUCUAAUUCAUCUACUGCGAAUGUAAGGAAAUCAAACAAAUCUUCAUUCUACAACAAUUCUAACACAUCGCCCUUCACCGCAAAUCAAUCACGCACACGUUAUGGUAAUGCUAACUCUAAUUCCUCCUAUUCAUAUUCGUCAAAACGCAGCCGAAACACUAACUCCUUGCAUAGCAACGCUUCGGCGGUGUCAACGAAUAGAAACUAUGAAUUAGCGAAAAAAUUUCUUUGUGCAUGGCUGGAAUAUACUAUAAAGAUAUUGACUUGGUUGUUCUAUUUGAUAUAUGACAUUGUGGUGCUCGGCUGUAGUGUGGCAUAUGAUCGUUUGCUGCAUGCCGGCGAAUGUGGCUUUUUGUAUGCUCAACAGUUACGAAAAGAUUUCAAACAGAACUCUAAUAAACCGAGUAUUUGGCUGAAAAGUUAUUGGAGACGAUUUGAUGCACGAUUUCAAAAGAAUUCGCAAUGGGCCUUCUGGCGAAGUUUCUGUCAAAAGAAACCGCCUGAAAUGACAACGGAAAGUAUGAAAAGUGGUCGACUGCCACAGACAGGUGAGGAGGCCAUGUAUUCUCUACUUAAUUGUAAAGGAAAAGAUGCAUAUAGCAUUCUGGGAGUGCCGCCCGAUUGUUCACAGGAACAAAUACGUAAGCACUAUAAGAAAAUUGCUGUUUUAGUACAUCCGGAUAAAAAUAAACAAGCCGGCGCAGAAGAAGCUUUUAAAGUGCUCCAAAGAGCAUUUGAAUUAAUUGGAGAACCGGAAAAGCGUCUUGCCUAUGACCAGAGUCUAGCUGAAGCUUUACACGCUGAAAAAGCUUGGACUGAGCUGCACGAUUUAUUAUCACAAUUACAAACAAAAAUAACCGAAGCUGCCAAUACGAUAAGGUGUAGUACUUGUGGCUUAAGACAUCCCCGUCGAAUAACGGACCGGCCACAUUACGCUGCUAGAGAAUGCGCUUCCUGCAAAAUUCGACAUUCAGCCAGAGAAGGAGAUAUUUGGGCAGAAACCAGCCUGUUGGGACUACGUUGGAGAUACCUAGCUCUCAUGGAAGGCAAAGUCUACGAUAUUACUGAAUGGGCGAACUGUCAAAAAGGAGCUCUUUCGCAUUUGGAACCCAAUUCUCAUAUGGUGCAAUACCGCAUUGUACGCGGUGCACAACAGCAGCAACCAAACACUAAUUCGCCGAACCACCAAAAUCCGCAGCAACCGUAUUCUCAACAGCCGGGAACGCAUAAUGAUCGCAAUGGCAGUGGAAAAUUCAAGCGUAAUAUUCCAACAAGUGAGGCAUCAUUACACGAGUUUCUCGAUAACUUGUAUGGCGGCCAACAUCCAAAUUCGGCAUCGGCUUACUCGAACGCAUCACGUCGACGUACACGUCGCAAUUGAUUCAACAUUGUGUGGAUUGGUUGUAAACUUUCCUAUAUUAAUCUCUUAAUAUUUCUCUCCACAAACGUACAACUUUUUAUUAUUUCAUUUAAUGUGUAUAAAUAUGCAUUAUUGCAUUAUAUGACCGCAGAAUGAUUUAAAUUUAUCUUUGUUACUUGCAUACUUGUGUACAUAUUAACAAGAGCCGUACAAAUGUAUGCGCCAAUGCCUAUAUAUAAACGUAUAUGUAUUUUCAUUUAGUUGUUAUAACCUAUUAUCCUUGAGUUGUCUAUAUUCUAUAUAUAUAUAUUUUUUUGGUUUCGAUAACGACACUAUUGCAAAGGAUAUAAAUUACAUAUUCAAUGUGCAGGUCUCAUUUUAACGAUUUCUACAAAAUAUUAACUAGUAUCUUCUACAAAAGAAGCAAAAACAAAACAAAAAAAUAUCAAAAUUAUUACAACGUAAAAGUAAAUCUCGCAAAAAAAUUCAGGCAUAUAACAAAUUUCACACAUACAUCCUCGAAACACUCAUGACUGCGAUGUAUGUAUGUAUAUGAAUUGGAUUUAGGUGCAUUUGAUGUAUAAAUAUGUUAAAAAUGAAAUAAACUAAAUGAGCAACAUGCUAUAAAAGCGCAGUUGUGACCAUGCAUGAGAUA